AACACAUUUUUGUAUUUUUUUACUCUAUAGACAUUUUAAUGCCAACUCACAAUUAUUUAAAUUUUUAUCGGUUAAAUUGUUUUAUAAGAAUUUUGUUGAAGAUAUACCUACACAUUCACACGUACACAUUCAUACGUACAUAGAAAUACAUUUAUUUAUUUGUUUGUUUAAAAUUUACAUGUUUUAAUUCAAAACGUAGAAAUCAAAGAGACAUUAUUUUUGAAAAUAUAUAAUAUAUCUCACAUAAAAACAAUAUGUGCAUUCUAUAGUUACGCAAUUCAAAGUGGCGAUCUGUCAAGGUUCCAAAUGCAACGAAAGGCAGGGAAGGGGAAUGUAAAAAAAAAAGCGAAAGAGAUUUUUCCUAUUAAAACAGCACUGGCGCAACGUGACAGAGUAAGGGAGAAAGGGAACAAUGCUGGAAUUGUACGUAGAAGGGCGCGAGAGGGAUCGGCGGCGGUGGGAAGACGGACGACGCAUGUGUGCCUCUUGGGGAGAAUGCGAGCGAGCCGGCAGCCACCCCCUCGGUGCAAGGCACCCCCGUGUGGUGUUCCCUCUAUAUGCGAGAUCGUUGUCGCUCGAUUCUGCGCCGUUGUGUGUUUCCCGCAGGGCGGCUCCUACCGUCUAAAGCUCUCUCUCUUCCUGGCGUUAUCGUGCGCACCCCCAAGGGAUGUGUGCACAAAUGGUGGUGUGACGCGCGCGGUCGGUGUCAAAGGAGAGACGAAGCGUCUCGUGCGUGCGUGCGUGCGUGCGUGCGUACCGGCCGACAUCAGCAGUCUCCGAGUAAAAUCGAGAGGUGCUUUUUCUGGCCCAGCCAUUAGUCGCGAUGGUCGCGAUCACCGACAAUACCAGCCAGUUUUAUUAACAAGAGGGUGUCACAUUGGACAGCAUUGCUUCUCCAAGGUGAUAGAUAGGAUAUAUAAAGGAGAAUGGACUAUCACAGGGUGGUGCGCGAAAUAGACCGGAUAGGGCGUUCAGGCGCGAUAGUUGGCGAAUACGGCACGUAUCGAUGUCAAAGAGGAACGCGGCGAAAGCCGGUCACGACCAAAAAGCUGUAAAGGCGCAAUUCAUCGGGCGCUAUGUAGGAGCCGGCAGAAGUUACCGGUCAAAGGUCAGGGUGACGUAGCACGCGCGCGCGCGCGCGCAGGUAGCGUUGACGCGGGGCAGACCACCUGGCUGACAUGGUUCCUUAUCGUGAUGAUUCACAGCGGGCUGUAAACCGAGGGGCUGAUGACACGACAGCAUUUCUUCGCGCUGCUCGGUCUGGCAAUCUCGAGAAAGUGGUCGAAUUUCUUGAUACCGACUUAGAUAUUAAUACAGCCAACUCGAACGGUUUAAAUGCCCUGCAUUUAGCUUCGAAGGAUGGUCAUGUCGAGAUAGUAACCGAGCUAUUAAAAAGAGGCGCAAAGGUAGAUGCGGCAACGAAGAAAGGAAAUACCGCGUUACACAUAGCUUCCUUAGCUGGCCAGUCCGAAAUAGUCAAUAUACUCAUUCAAUUUGGUGCCGCAGUUAAUAUUCAAUCGCAAAAUGGAUUCACUCCUUUAUAUAUGGCUGCGCAGGAGAAUCACGAUCAUGUCGUCAAACUUCUGCUCAGCAAUGGAGCAAAUCAAAGUCUCGCGACUGAGGAUGGAUUUACACCGCUUGCUGUGGCGAUGCAACAAGGCCACGAUAAAGUGGUCAGCGUACUCCUUGAGAAUGACUUAAAGGGCAAGGUUAGAUUACCGGCACUCCAUAUCGCCGCGAAGAAAGACGAUUGCAAAGCCGCUGAUUUACUCUUACAAAACGACCAUAAGCCCGAUGUGACAUCGAAAAGUGGUUUUACCCCUCUUCACAUCGCCGCUCAUUAUGGAAACGAGGAAAUAGCACGGUUAUUAAUAAAACGAGGAGCCGAUGUAAAUUAUUUAGCUAAGCAUAAUAUAAGUCCGUUACACGUGGCGGCAAAGUGGGGCAAGAAUAAUAUGGUUAAGAUAUUGUUGGAGAAUUCGGCACAAAUCGAUGCCAAAACCAGAGAUGGUUUAACUCCGCUACAUUGUGCAGCGCGAUCAGGACACGAACAAGUUGUCAGCACUCUUCUUGAAAAUUCGGCACCAAUCAGCGCGCGCACCAAGAAUGGGCUGUCACCAUUACACAUGGCCUCGCAAGGAGACCACGUGGAUGCAGCAAGAGUGCUGAUGUUUCAUCGGGCGCCAGUAGACGAAGUUACCAUCGAUUAUUUGACCUCGCUCCACGUUGCCGCGCACUGCGGCCACGCUAGGGUCGCCAAGUUGCUACUCGAUCGUAAAGCCGAUCCGAACGCUCGAGCUCUCAAUGGCUUCACGCCGCUCCAUAUCGCUUGCAAGAAGAACCGCAUCAAGGUGGUGGAACUCCUGUUGAAGCAUGGCGCGUCCAUCGAGUCGACCACGGAGUCCGGGCUGACUCCAUUACAUGUGGCCAGUUUUAUGGGGUGUAUGAAUAUCGUGAUAUUCCUACUGCAGCAUGAAGCCAAUCCUGACGUGCCAACUGUUAGGGGUGAAACACCCCUGCAUCUGGCAGCUAGAGCUAAUCAAACAGACAUUAUUCGAAUUUUGCUAAGAAAUGGUGCCCAAGUCGAUGCUCGUGCAAGGGAACAGCAAACGCCGCUUCAUAUAGCGUCCCGAUUAGGAAAUAUCGAUAUUGUUAUGUUGCUGCUGCAGCACGGCGCGGCCGUGGACACCGCCACGAAAGAUAUGUACACGGCGCUUCAUAUCGCGGCGAAGGAGGGUCAAGAGGAGGUGGCGGCCAUUCUUGUGGAGAACAAAGCUUCUCUCAAGGCUGCAACGAAAAACGGCUUCACACCUUUACAUAUCGCAGCUAAAUACGGGAAUAUGAAUGUCGCAAAUAUACUCUUGCAAAAAGAAAGCAAACUUGAUGUCCAAGGAAAGAACGAUAUCACACCCUUGCAUUUGGCGGGUCACUAUGAGCAUCCAAACAUCGCGACUCUCUUAUUAGAGAAAGGAGCUUCGCCUCAUCUUGCAUCACAAAAUGGACACACUCCGCUACAUAUCGCUGCUCGCAAAAACCAGAUGGAUAUUGCCUCUUCUCUCUUGGAGAAAGGGGCGAACGCGAACGCGGAAUCCAAAGCGGGUUUCACCCCGUUGCAUUUAAGUGCCCAAAAAGGACAUUACGAUAUGACAAAUUUGCUCAUAGAGCAUGGUGCCAAUCCCAAUCACAAAGCCAAGAACGGACUUACGGCAUUGCAUUUAUGCGCCCAAGAAGAUUUCAUUAGGGUGGCUUCUAUCUUGGUGAAGAACGGGGCCGAUGUUGAGAGUCAAACAGAAACUGGUUAUAGACCGAUACAUGUGGCUGCACACUUCGGAAAUUUGUCAAUGAUACGCUUUUUAUUGAAACAUAACGCCGCGAUUGAUGUUAGAACUAAUCAGAAUUAUACUCCGCUUCAUCAGGCGGCCCAACAGGGUCAAGCUCAUAUCGUCACGGCUUUGUUGGAAGGAAAUGCUUCACAUAAAGCGUGCACUAAUGAUGGUUUAACGGCACUGAAUAUAGCGCAAAAAUUAGGAUAUAUCUCUGUGAUGGAAGUGCUGAAGGGAUUGCCUUAUGACAAUGGGACUCCAGAUAACAAAAAUUGGGAAGAAAAGUACAAAGUAAUAGCUCCGGAAAGCUUGCAAGAGACUAGUUUUAUGUCUGAUUCGGAAGAUGAAGGAGGUUCUGACGCAUUAAUUAAUGAACAACCUUAUCGAUAUCUUACAGCAGAUUUGAUGAAGAGUUUAAGGGAUGAUUCGUUGCCUAUUGAUGUUACUAGGGAUGACCCUGUGCACAGACAAAUUACAAAAGAAGAUAAGGAAUUUGCACAAAUCAAUAACUACUGUUUAGCAGAAAAUGAAUUUGAUAACGACGGACUGAAUCUGGGAAAGCUGCACUUUAGAUCAUUUUUAAUAAGUUUUCUGGUCGAUGCACGUGGUGGUGCCAUGAAGGGAUGCAGACACAGCGGUGUACGGAUUAUUGUGCCGCCUCGAAGAGCAACGAUGCCGAUUCGCGUAACAUGUAGACUAGUAAAAGCAAGUAAAGUGCCGAAUCCGCCCCCUUUGAUGGAAGGAGAGGCGCUCGCUACUCGAAUUAUCGAGAUGGGCCCAGUGGGCGCGAGAUUUUUAGGACCCGUCUUAAUUGACAUACCGCACUUUGCGUCCGUUCGCAAAGAACGGGAAAUUAUUAUCCUGCGAAGUGAGAAUGGUGAAACGUGGAAGGAACACGAUAACUCAGUGGAUAAUGAUGAUACUCUUUUUAAUACGCCUUAUGAUCCUCAGAUGAGCGUUGCACACUCAGGUAGAAUUAUUCGCAUAAUUACUACAGACUUCCCGCAAUAUUUCGCCAUUGUAACCAGAAUUAAGCAAGAAGUCCAUGUUAUCGGCGCCGAAGGCUGCAUUUUGUUAUCCAGCGUAGCGAACCAUGUGCAGGCCGUUUUUCCACCAGGAGCAUUAACAAAAAAAAUUAAAGUUGGCUUACAGGCGCACGUUAUUCCGGCUGAACUCACAGCUAAACUGCUUGGCAAUUGCGUUGCUGUUUCACCAGUGAUUACGAUCGAACCCAGGCGACGAAAGUUCCACAAACCGAUAACACUUACGAUCCCCGUGCCACAAGCCGCGAACAAGGGGAUGAUCAAUCAAUAUGGUGGAGAGACACCUACGUUACGGCUCUUGUGCAGCAUCGCGGGUGGAACAAAUGAGUCACAGUGGGAAGAUGUUACUGGAUCAACGCCAUUAACUUUCAUGAAUGAUAAGGUGUCAUUCACCACUACCGUUUCAGCACGAUUCUGGUUGAUGGAUUGUAGAAAUAUUAGCGCAGUACCAAAAAUGGCAACGGAGUUAUAUGAAGCAUCCUUACAUGUGCCAUAUAUAACAAAUUUUGUAAUAUACUCGAAGAGAAUGGACGUGUUAGAAGCUACGUUGCGAAUAUUAUGCAUGACUGAUGGUAAGGAAGGCAUGCACACUUUGGAAAGACAAGAGGAAUUUAUGGAAAUCGUUAAAAGCCGCGAUGUUGAGGCACUUGACGGAAGAGACCUUUAUAUUGAGUUCAGUGGAAACUUAGUGCCAGUAACGAAAUCCGGCAUGCAGUUGAAGUUCACGUUCAGGGCUUUUCGACAGAAUCGAUUGUCAUUCCAUGUAAAAGUAAAAGACCCGUUAUUGGAUCCAGUAGCAAGAAUGUUGUUCAUGCGAGAACCGAAAGUUGCUAAAGGAGAACCACCUCAGCAGCCUAUUUGCGUGUUAAAUAUUGUCCUCCCCGAAACUAUUGUUAAACAUGAGAGACAAAAGAAGUUAAAAGGUUUUAAAGAUUCUAAUAUUAUAAAUCAAAAAUUAGAUUACUAUAAAUCAAAGUACGAAAUGGAACAAAUGGAAAAACCUGAUAAGUCUGACGAUACCUCCUCACCGGAAAAGAAAUUUAUAACCGACACAUUACAAAAGGAACAAACAGAUGCCGCUAUCCACGAAUCCUUUGCACAAAAAGCGGCUUGUCCCCUAGAAUCCGUAGAUGCUAGUUAUCCCAAUAUAAUAGGCGCCGGUCAAUCAGAACCGGAUCUGUCGCCCGAUCUCGAAAGACAAACGUACUCAGAGAAGCGUCAAUUCUGGGAGGAUAUUUCAAGGAAACACGAUCACUAUCAGCGAUCCGAAUCCGAGAUCUCGAGGACUUCUCAAUUAACUAUUAAUGAGAGCGACAGCGAGUCAUGUCAGCCGAAUAUUGCGUCUGAGGAGGGUGAUGGAACCACAGAGGGCAUCUCGGACGUCAUUAGGUCGGAGACUAUCGAGGAUAUCAACGUGCCGGACAUCUCGGAGUGUUCGGUGGCGGAGAAGGCGCAUUACUUUGAGGAGCAGAUACAGAAGGAGAUGGCAAAGGGCACACCAAGAUUGCAGCAAGACUCCACCAAGUCUGAAAGAGCUAAAGGGAAGUCAAUUGAUCAAAAGAUUCGUGAGGAAAAGAGUACGGCGGAAAUAACGAAGGAAAAGAUCGAUAUUGAGGAAAGACAUGUGGCAGAAUCGAAAGAGAUACAUAAAAUUUUAACGGCUGCUGUGGAGGAUAAUAAAUGGACAAAAGAGACACAGAAAGAUAUAAAAGAUAAAAAGAAAAAGGACGACGACAAAGUAGUACAUGAGGAAAUUCAAAAAAUAACAGCUCAGCCGAUGAUGGAGAUUUGCAAGGAAUUGUUGAACAAGGAAAGAGAACUCGCUGAAGAAACACAGGUAAGACUGGUUACACAGGUUCCAGAAGUUAGCACAAAAAUGAAAAUAUUUGAGGAGGAACAAAUGGACAUUAAGACCAAAUCAUUUCCUUUGGAUGAUAAAAAGGAAAUCGAGCAAUUCCUCGAAGAAGAGAGACGAAUCGUCGAAGAAGAGGAAAUGGAAAGAAAAAGAAUGAUGGCUGAUAUAGGUCUUGGCGAAAAGAAAAAAUCCAUUGUUGGUACGGAAGUCAAACAGAUGAAAAAAGAAUUCGAAUCUCGUAUCCCAAUUUCUAUGGCAAUGGCCGAGAAAGAUAAAACUCAAAAAGAAGGAAAAGGCAAAACAUUUCCUGAAAAAUCUGAGGAAAAAUCAUUAAAAAGUUCUGUUGCGGAGAAAGGAAAAGAUGUUGCCUCACCAUCCACCAAGAAGAAGGAAUUUGAAUCUCGUAUACCUAAACGUAUUACAGAAGGGGCAACAAUAAAAGAGAAGGAAGAAAUGAAGAAGGAUUUUCCAGGAUGGAAAGAUAGCGAGACUAUUACUGUCACUGAGAGAAAGUCCAGCGAGGAGGUUACUUCGCGGCACGAAGAACGCUCGACCACAAAAAAGAGUACGACUCAGACUUUUUCCAAAACCUUUACCGAUGCGCAGGACGCGUUUAAGAUGUUCGAGGAUAUAAGUGCAAUGAGAGACAAGGAUUUCGCUACUGUUACUUCGAAGGUCGAUACCAAGGCUACUAGUAAAGUGGAAAAGAAGGAAGUGCUUUCAUCAGAGAUUUCCAGCGGUACGGAUAAAUUUAUAACUCAUGAGGAGAAAGAGAAAGUAGAACGGAAAAAGUCUUCAGAAUCCAAGCUGACUAAGGAAUCACCGGCUGAAACAAUAGAAGAGAAGACAAGCAAAACCAAAGAGGUAGAUGAGACCGCUGUGCAGAAGAUGUCUAUGAAUGUGAUAGAAGGCAAGGAGGUGAUAGAUGCAAGCGCUUCUGAGUCUAAAGCAAAGAGUAAAAAGGAAGAAUUAUUUAAAUUAUUAGAGGACAGCAAGGGAACCGCGACGGAAAAAUCUGGAACUAGUAUAGACAAGAAAAGUGAUGUAGAUGUGGCGAUUAGGAUUAAGAGGGAUAAUGAGAAGAAGGUGGAGGAUAUUAAAGAAUUACUUAAAACAGCUAAAGUUGAAGGAAUUGAUUUGGAAAAGGUUGAAACGGUCGCGCAAGGACAGUCUUAUAGAGAGAAUGUGGAAAGUUUUACAGUUAAACAGUUUGUACCUAGUGAAAGGGACAAGACAGAAUCAACUGAAAAGAUUAAAAAAGUCGAACAACUUCCGAGCAAAAUACCAAUAUCUUUAGAGGAAAAAGAAAAAUUAGUCACCAAAGAAAUCGAAGCGCGGAAUAUAGCAGAAGGUCUGAUACAGUCGAUUGAGAGUGAAAUUGAAAGAAGAUCGUCUACGUCAGGAUUAAAAUCACAGAUGUUGAGUAAAGAAUAUUUAGAGCAGUUAAUUUCCGAGAGUAGCGAUACUGAUCACGAGAAACUGGCAGACGAUCUGACGAAAAAGUUUGAAAGUAUUAUGCAGAAAGACGAGCAAUUGGAUUAUCCAAUUGAGGAAACAGGGAUGUCAAAGAUGUCUCUACAAGAGGAAUUAUUCGAGAAAGGAUAUGCCAGAGAUAGUAUAAGCGAGGACAUAACAAAAGAUGAAGAAUCGUCACUGCAUGAUAGAGAAGAGAGUUUACAAUCAUCUUCGCAAGCGAAACUUGAAGAUAGAGACAUCACUAUCAGCCCUAGCAGUAUAUCUGAGCAGCUUGAACUUGAAGAAACUCUUGACGUUGAUACUGGAGAAUUAGAUGAUAUAUCUAAGCCUGUGUCCAGUCUACAAUCCGAUAAACUUCGUUCGGAUAGAUCGAGUGGUCAUAUCGAGCCACUUCAGAGGGAUGCCAAUUUAUCGAAAGACAAGAUAAUGUCGGAGAUUUCAGGCGCUAGGGUGUUAGAGAUUUUGGAACCAGGCAUAGAUAGUCGACAGGAUUCGGUCGAUGUGCCGUCCUUGGAAUUAGACGAGCAAAAAACAUCCGAACAAACAAGUAAGGACGUAACUACCUUGCAUGAAAGUGUGGCUGUAGAUUCUUUAGAGAAGAUUGCUCAGGAGAAAGACGUAACCGUUGGCUCCAGCACAGUGUCCGAGGACUAUUUUCCGCUACAAGAACAAGUUUUAUCUUCGACUGUUUCAUCGAGAGAAUACGAUGCAAAGGACAGACGAAGGGCGGACAGUUUUGAAAUCGAGAGUCCGCCGUUGGUUUCGCCAAGGAUAAAACAUGUACGCGAUUUGGAGAUCAAGCCGGUGGACUGGAUGAUCGGUGAUGAAAAGAUUGAAAUAUCAGAAACACUGGAGCCCUCUCAGGUAUUCAAUCAGGAGCUGGAGGAGUAUGAAUCAUCUUUGCGACGUGCCCGCACUAUCUCGCAAGAUGAAUCCAUAGACCAGGAACAAGAGUCCAUAACUAAGUCUUCGGAGGAAAUCAGUGUGAUCGAAUCGAUGAAAGAGUCGGUUGUUAGUGACGUUAAUGUUACAACUACCACGACUAAAAUAACAAAGUUUACCGUGACUCCGGUGAUUGAGCCGGAUUUUGAUAGCGAACUAAUCGAAAAUAAAUUAGAUGUUACUUGUCAAGAACUAGUCGACGCUCUGCAACGGGAACAUGAUGCUAAAACGCCGACGGAGGAAUUCAUGGUUAGUAUGCGACAAUCGGAACCUCGCGAAGAUUUUGACUGGGAAACGAGUAUUACCGAAGCUGUCACGGAAACGGUACCUAUGAAAGAAGAGGAAAUAAAGGAUUUAGCUAUGGAAAUGGCAGAAAUUAAAGCUCAAGAAACAGAUAAAGAGAUCUUUCAACAAGAAAAACUUGAAGUUAUUGAUAAGACAAUAAAAGAGUCAGAAGAUAUAAAAGAAGAAAUUACUGAGACUAAAGAAACUCAAAAAGAUUCUACGAAAGAUGAAUCGGAUCUACCAAAAUGUGCAAGAGUUGAUGACGUAUUAAAAGAAUGGACAGAGACUUAUCUGUCGAAGAUCAAACCUCCCAGCGAUGAUUAUAAACGACACAUGGAAAAGACCACCGAGAAGCACGACAAGUUCAGCAAAUCGACAACUUCUUCCGAUACUUGUGCCUUGAAAAUAAAAAAAGAUGAUCUUCAAAAUGUCGAUUUGAGCGCACGAUAUGCAAUAACGGUACUGGAUCAAGUAGUAAAAAAAGAGAUUGCCGAGGUAAAAGAGUCCUUAGAAGCAGCUAAACAGGACUUGAUAGAAGAACUAAGCGAAAACAGUCAAACCGUGAUUCAGAUCAAAGAUUCGCCUUCAGAGUUUCAGUUCAAACUCCAACCGGAAUCCAUCCCAAACGAUUUGCCAUUUUUAUACAAACCACCGUCCAUUGAACAUGUUUCUGUAGAGCCUGAAUUAGAAGCUGAAACUGAAGCUGUUACGCAUAGCGAAGCGUUAAUUGUGAAACCUGAAAAAGUCGAUGAAGCGAAGCAAGAAGAUAUAAUAGAUGACAAAUUACCUGGCCAAGCAACAGCUGAUACUAAAGAUAGACCAGCGGUAAUUAAAGCACCUGAAAUCGAUAUUAAGAAGCACGAAGAAGAAGAAGAAGAAGAAAUCAUUGAGGAACAACAGGAGGAAGAAGAGGAGGGUCGUCCUAGUCCGCUUCCUAUCAGUAGAUCGUCAGACAUUGGUUCAGACAUGGAUAACAGGGAUGACAGCUACUCUUUGGCACCACCCCAUCCAGCACCAAGAAGACGUCAGAAACCGACCAGAAUAUCGAAAAGAGUUUUAACUUCAGAGAGCGACGCCGAUGUCGGUUCAAGUUCUGAGAGCAGCAACUAUCAAUCCUGUGAUUACGAAAUUGGUAGCGGGAGCAGACCUAGUUCGUCUGAUGUUGAGGCGAUGCAGUCCGCCGCGGGUGGUGUGCAAUCCGGGACCGCAUCAGAAUACGAGACAGCAAUGAUGUCUGUCGAACACGAGAGAUCAAAGACGUUACCAACGUCGCAAGAGUAUCAAACUGCAGCGAGUACGUUAAGUUCUCACGAAUCCAUGAAAUCCUUGAACUCUCUUAGUUCAGGCCAUCUCGGUAGCAUCGAUAGUACCAGUGAAUUGUCAGAGACACUAGUACCCUCGGAGGAAGCGGACGUGGAUGUGAACGAAAUAGAUGAGAACCUAGAGAGCGCGUUGGAUGCAGAACAUGAGAUAGCAUCGGACUCUUCUGGUAGCGAAGAGAUACCGAUGGAUGAUGUCAAUGUGGUGGACAAAAUCGACAGUCAUAUACCAUGUCGUAUGAAGCGUUCGUCCGAGAUGAUUUUCCAACAAAUUGUGGACGAUAGCAUGAUUAUAGAAACCGAAUCAAUGAACAAAGUGUUGGAAGAAGACCAAGCCGGAGCCGUGGAUUCAGCUAUUUCUACUUCUACGGAUGUGUCCAGAGUUAUUCAAUCCGUAGAUUUAACAUCACAAAAAUCUGAGGACAGAGUUGAAGAUGUAUGCACGCAGGUGAUUUCUACGCGAGUUACCAGGCCCAGCGAUAGCGAGGAACUCGAGGAAGAGGAAAAGAUAGAUUUAGAAGUACAAAGAGAUAUGGAAAAAGACAUGGAGACAACAGAUGUACAAACAGUAGAAGGUUUGGAACAAAGAUUGGAUCACGAAAUGAUCGAAGACGGGGGACUGAUACAGUCAACAUCCGUCCACGCAAUGCUGCAGCAGGCUAGCACGUCUUUAUCUUCAGCAUCAGGCAUGUCCUUCGAUACAGUUGUUGAAAAGGAUUUAGAAAAGGAUAGAUCUGAGCGUCAUUCACCCGACAGUGAUUCAUUCGAGCUCGUAGACAAGCCCGACAUCAUCGAUGACUUCGUGGUGAUCGAGGAAGUCGGACGUGAGGCGGAAGAGUUCGAUGCCGAGGGUAAGAGCAUUCGCAUCAGCGCAGUACCUCAGACCACUAGCAAGCAAUAUGAUCGCGACUUAGAGAACAUGAUUGUGGAAAACAAAGAGGACACCCAAGUAUCAACGAGUCAACGGUCGAAGAAUAAUGAUUUGUUUGAUUUUGAAACUGAGGAGAGUCCGCCCCAGGCGUCGAAUGACGACCAAUCUCAGUCUUUUUCCGAUGAAGAGCCGUACGAAAAUAAGAAGUGGGUAGAAAUGCAGUUCCAUGCGGAUCCGCGGGUCUACGAUAUCGAACAAUAUGACCGCGGACCCUUAGAGGAUAUUAAGGAGGAGGAGGUUACUGAUUUUGAAGCUGGCAGUAGUAGACUUGGUAGUUUAGGUAGUCAUAAGGAAUCUAUAGGUAGUGUGGGAAGUAUGCGUGGUAGCUUCGGUAGCACACCGGACUAUGACAUCCUAGGAAAGAAAUAUUUCAGUAAGCCUACCGAUCACGAUAGUGCGUCCUUGACCUCACUGCAGGAAUUUGAGCACUUGGAGAGUACCGUGGCGGCCGAGAACUCGCGGAAGUUACAGAGCGGUUCGCAGGAUUCCAGUAGCAAUAAUGGCAGUCUUCCGAGAAGAUACAUGACCGCUCGUUCAAGUCACGGAGACGACGUCUCGUUAUCCUCAUUAAAAGACUUCGAAGGUCUAGAGAAAGCCUGCAGGGAGGCUCAUUUGAUGGAACUACGGGCUCGCGAGGAAGAGGAAUUACUUGAACAUGAGAGUCCGGAGAACAAAUAUAAAUUAGAAAAUCUGCCGCGUUCGAGGACAGACAGUAGUGCACCCGGCUCGAUUAAUCCUAGCACUUCUGGAUCGGAUGACUAUGAAAAAAGGAUAAAAGAGAUUGACGAGAUAAUACGCAUCGCGCAGUCUAACGUGGAGAAACUGGAACGGCAGGAUGACACCACGGAGGACAUCUCGCAGAUUGAAGGUAUCGAAGCUGAGAAAGCCAUUGCUCAACCAAUUCCGGAAACUCUUCCAGAAGAAAUGCAAGAAUUUGAUGAGGCAUGUGCAGUUCAAACAGAAAGCAAUAUAAUGGAGACUAGUACAGACUCUCUAGAAUUGGAAGAUGCAGAGAAAAAAUAUCAUCCGCUGUGUCGAAGCUCCGAUUCUCUGGAAAUGAAAACGACUCUAGAUCCUCCGUCCUUGAGUUCGGAUUCAUUAAAUAAUAUAAAGGAAAAGGAAACUGCCGAGCAAUACAGUGGCAGCACAAGACGCAUUUCCUCGGAUUCUCUUGAGAUGCCUUCAGUAGAGCAACAGGAUGUCGAGAGAAGCAGCGGCAGCAACGGACAUCACGCAGGAGAAGACCAUUCUCUCGGAAGAACAACUUCGAUCGGAACUACGGCGAGAAAUGGCAAAACGAAAAGGUCAAGCGAUACGUAGAACAAUUUUUAUGGAUAAGCGGACCAUCAGGAAGGAUUUUGUCACGAUUUCGUAAACAUAUUACCGAAUAAUUCAAGAAGCUUUAUAUGUAAAACACGAUAUUAAAUAUAAUGUACUAAAGAACUUGUGCAUUGUGGACAUACAAAAUACGAUUACAUUUUGUUCUUGUUUUACGCGAUGUCUUCUGGUAAUAUUUACAUUAUGCUUAGGUAAAAUAGUUGCUAUCUUUAAAAUAUAAUAUUGUUGCGUGGGAUAAGGAAGUGAGGGAAUGCUUGCUUGUUUGCCAUUAUUAAAUUCGGACAGACGUAUUUGUUGUAAUAAUUCUUGCUGUAUUUAUUCAAGAAAACUUAAACAAUCUAACUGUUUUUGAAGUCUUUACAUAUAUUAAGUUACAUUUUUUAAUACAUAUACUUUUUGAAGUGCUACUUACAUAUUCUACUUGUAUUGUAACGCGUACGAGCGCGCGCGAUACUGCUGUACUAUUAUAGCGUGUUUUAUAAAACGUUUUGAUUAUAAGAUGUCUUUGUGGAAUGCGCUUUCGUAAAAUUUUAUAUUUGACGUAUUUAGUAAUCAUGUAAUAAUUUCAAGCGAGACAUUUGCGAAACUCAAAAAUACAAUAAUGCUAUCUUAACGCAUGUUUACAAAGGACAGAUACAUAAGGACAGAUAUAUAAUAUUAUAUCUAAAUAGAAAAUUUUAUAUACGAAUAUAAUAUUUAGGACACACACAUUACGGAAAGUAGCAAAUAUACUUUUUCUAUUUAAAUAAUUCCAACAAUUGUUUGAUAAUUUAUUGUUUUCUUAAAAACAACGUUAUUGUACAUGUUAUCAAUUAUGUUUACAUAUGUAUUGUAUAUUAUUCCAAGUUAUAAUAAUGUGAUUAAAAAAUUUUGUUUUUUUUAACAAUGAAAAUAUAAAUCUGCAUUAAUUGAAACUUGUUAGCAUACAUGCUUAUUUUUCCUAUAUAUUGCGUUAAUACAUUUGCUGUCUUAUUUGUCGUCAACGACACAUGAUUGUCAUAAGAAAUAAAUGCUUAUUAGACUUAUAUCAUGUAAAAGAUACCUCACGAACAAUAAAUAAACAGCGAACAUAUAAAA
This is a messenger RNA of Monomorium pharaonis (pharaoh ant), 13589 nucleotides long. RefSeq names its product ankyrin-3. NCBI's taxonomy places the organism in Eukaryota, Metazoa, Arthropoda, Insecta, Hymenoptera, Formicidae. The transcript has 29 exons. Bases 1179 to 12494 code for a protein of 3771 amino acids. The record is from RefSeq and is a predicted model, not a curated record. Gene Ontology annotation, molecular function: protein binding. Gene Ontology annotation, biological process: regulation of cardiac muscle contraction; protein localization to T-tubule. Gene Ontology annotation, cellular component: T-tubule.